This is a messenger RNA of Dichomitus squalens LYAD-421 SS1, 150 nucleotides long. RefSeq lists its product as uncharacterized. Bases 1 to 150 code for a protein of 49 amino acids. The transcript has 3 exons. The record is from RefSeq and is a predicted model, not a curated record. NCBI's taxonomy places the organism in Eukaryota, Fungi, Basidiomycota, Agaricomycetes, Polyporales, Polyporaceae.
AUGGCGCAGAUGCCCUCGGGCCAAGUAGGAGCCUUCUUGAAGCUCUGGGUGGUAAUCGAUCCCGACUCGAAGGCGCGCGAGCUUGCAUCUGCGGCACGUGUCAACGCUGACGGCCUUGUGAAAUAUGACCGGCUCACAACCGCGAUCUAG